UUUGAUUAGAUUUGACAUACAUGUACAUCGUGUUUAUUCACGGGUGUGUUAUUCCUCCGUAGAAGUCAUGUAAUAGUUAAUGAAAAGUGACACUCUAUGUAUUAUUCGAAACAAUUUUUGAUCAGACUUCGUGACAGAAUUAUUCGGGUUAGGACAUGACGGUGCAUAAAUAAGUUGGGAUCGAGGUGCAGUUAAAGUUGACAUUCGGUAUAUGGGGUAAAAGUACGUGAUAAAGUUUUAAAGUGUUGGCACUGCUGUAUGCAAAUAUGACGGAAGAAAAAGCAGUGACAGUUUUCAGAGAUUAUUUGCGGAUAAAAACCGUGCACCCAGUACCUGCAUAUGAUGAAGUUGUUGAGUUUCUGAAGAAUCUAGCCCAGGAGGUGGGAAUUCAGUGCAGCACAGUUGAGGUACAUCCUGGACGGAUGGUAGUGGUGAUGACUAUCCCCGGCUCUGAUCCCUCCCUGCCGUCCAUAAUGCUGAACUCCCACACUGAUGUGGUCCCAGUGUUCGAGGACCAGUGGAUAUGUGAUCCAUUUGAAGCUAAGAAGAUGGAAAAUGGUGACAUCUAUGCGAGAGGAACUCAGGACAUGAAAAGCGUUGGUAUCCAGUAUAUUGAAGCUAUCAGGAAGUUAAAGAAGGAGAACAAAGCAAACUUCCUCCGGACGGUUCAUAUCACAUGGAUCCCAGAUGAGGAAAUUGGAGGCAAAUUAGGAAUGGCCAAGUUUGUACAACAUGAGGAAUUCAAGAAACUGAAUGUUGGCUUUGCUUUGGAUGAAGGUUUGGCCAAUCCUACUGAAGCCUUCACUGUGUUCAACGGAGAAAGAACAGUGUGGUGGGUGCGAGUUAAAUGUCCAGGGAAACCAGGUCAUGGGUCAAGGUUCAUAGAGGACAAUGCAGCAGAAAAAGUGAGGAGAGUGAUCAACAGCUUCCUGUCGUUCAGGGAUGAGCAAGAAAAGAAGUUAAAAACAAAAGGUUGUUUACGACUCGGUGAUGUAACAACAGUCAACUUGACCAACCUUAAGGGAGGAGUAGACGGUUCCCUCAAUGUCGUUCCAUCAGAGAUGUUUUUAGGAUUUGACAUCAGAAUUUCACCGACGGAGAAGCUGGAAGACUUUGAGGCGAUGAUGAAGAAUUGGAUGAAAGAGGCGGGAGAAGAUGUUACUUACGAGUUUUUGCAGUACAAUCCCAUGCAGGGCAUGACAUCCACAGAUCAAAGCUCUCCAUGGUGGAGCACCUUCAGCUCCGUGUUUGAAAAACUAAACUUCAAGAUAGAGAUUGAGAUAUUUCCUGCCGCCACAGACAUAAGAUAUCUCAGAGAGAUUGGAAUUCCUGCUCUUGGAUUUUCACCCAUGAACAAAACCCCAAUAUUGUUGCAUGACCACAAUGAGUUCCUCAACGAGAAAGUUUUCCUGAAGGGAGUAGACGUGUAUUGUGAGCUUAUCCCAGCUUUGGCCAACGUACCUAGGAAGUAAAUUUAUAUGAUGUCAUCAAGAACGUCAUAAGAUGUAAAAUUACUGUGGUGUCAUCAAGGUGUCAAAUUAUUUGGAUGUGAUUGAGAAAUGAAAUUAUUGUGAUAUCAAUAAGGUGUCAAAAUAUCCUGAUGUGAUUGAAAAGUAAAAUUAUUGUGAUGUCAUCAGCAUGUCAGAUUAUUGGGAUGUGAUUAGGAAAGAGAAUUAUUGUGGUAUCAUCAAAAUUCCAAAUUAUCCUAAUAUGAUUGAGAAGGAAAAUUAUUUUGAUAUCAAGAUCUCAAAUUAUCCUGAUGUACUCGAGAAAUAAAAUUAUUGUGAUAUUAUCAAGAUAUCAAAUUAUCAAGGAAGCAAAAAAAUUGGACAAACAUGUAUUGAAGAGAUACAAUAUUUGAUUAUUACAUCUGAUGCUGAUUUUGUGUAUCAGGAGUUUUUUACUGUCUCCUAAUAUGUAGUCCAAGUUUUAAAAUGAUAUUUGUGAUGAUUAAAAGUUGAUUGGUUUAAUUGUGAUAGAAAGCAAGCAAGUUUCGAGUUAUGUGUUAGAGGUGCAUUAAAUUUAGUGAACACGUGAAUGGCAGAGAGCAAUAUGUUCAGCAAGGAAGAUGGGAAGAAAUAUGAAAGGUGCUUCUGUUACCGUUACAACAUUAGAAAUUUAAAAACAACCUAGGUAUAAAAUAUUUGAAACAAAUUUUGCUGUUAAGGGGGUUACUCUACAGUGUCAUAAUGGUUGACUUCCUUUUAAAACAUGAAUGAAAAUAUAAGUAUCAGUAAUAUUUGUCUUUUCCUUUUGUAGUUCAUUGUCUAGGUGAGUAGCUAAGUAGGUUAGCACGUCAACUUCUGAACUGUACUGUAGAUCGCGGGUUCAAGGUUUUUUUAACUACAUUUUUCUGACUAAAUAAAGUAAAUUUGAUAGUUUUCAAUUUCAAAAGUCCUCCACUUUUUCAUCCAUAUUGAAUUUCUCUUGUGUUAAUCAUUUCUCCUUGAUGCCUUUGUUAUGUACAGAGUGAUAGAAUGCAAUUCGCAAUGAUAUAAGUUUUUAAGCAUUUCCAGAAUUUUAAUCCCUAAUUCCAGCAAUGAAGUAAUAUUGCACAAUGUAUUACUUAGUAGAUUUUUCAGCCAGAUUCAAGUGAUUUAAUUACUUCCUUUGCAAUUUACAGGUUGAGUAUUUGAGUUCUCUAAAGGGAAACAACUAUCUCAAAAUAGAUUUAUUUGAGAGGAAAAUAAGUGCUAUUAAAUACAUUUUUUUUUAAAUGAAAAAAAUCUUUUUAUACUACACUAUUUAGAUUUUUAUAUGCAACAGAAAAUUAUGUUUUAAAUGUUGAUUUUUCAAUCAAUGUCAAGAGAGAAGAAAUCAUGAUCAUUCAGAAGUGUCAAUACUUUGUUUUGCGUGUUUUUAAUUAAUAUAUAUUGAAUGGUUUAUGUACAUCAUGGGUGAUAUAAGUCAAGUUAAUGUGAUGAUUAUGAUUCUUAAUUUGAGAAUUAAUAAUAAAACUGUGAAAAUACC
Ostrea edulis (European flat oyster) is the source of this 2970-nucleotide messenger RNA. RefSeq names its product aminoacylase-1-like. The transcript has 16 exons. The record is from RefSeq and is a predicted model, not a curated record. Lineage: Eukaryota; Metazoa; Mollusca; Bivalvia; Ostreida; Ostreidae. The coding region runs from base 267 to 1472 and encodes 401 amino acids. Gene Ontology annotation, cellular component: cytoplasm. Gene Ontology annotation, molecular function: aminoacylase activity. Gene Ontology annotation, biological process: amino acid metabolic process.